AUGCCUGCUUUAGAGCCCGACGGGAACGCGGGAGCUAUGGUCUGGGACAUGGGCUGGCCUUCGUGCUGGGGCCAAGGCUUUGCCUCGUUGCCCGCAGUCGGUGCCCUUUGCCUCGUGUUGAUGCAAGGCUUUCCGGGGCUAGUUGGCAACAACCUCACCAUGGAGUCAGACCAACUCAGCCUACCCAUUACGGUUGGCGGGGCCUCCGGCUGCGUCAUGAGCGCAGCUCUCACCGCCACCAGCCCCUCCAAGUACCCCAGGGCGAUUCUCGAGUUCGUCCUGCCCGCGCUCAUUGUGACCACGGCCUACGUUCUGUUGCUGACAGGUGGGGGUGAGCACCACACCACGGGCGACAAGAAGGGGGGAUCGCGACCCUCGACCACCAGGGGCAGCGACUACCUGUCCCUGCUCAUCCCACGGUAUGUGGGCCAAUCGCGCCGGGCAUUUAUCGGGAGCCUCUUGUUCUUCCUCACGUUCCUGGUUGCAGCAGCAGAUGCUGUGUGCCCGACGUGCGGCGGCAACCUCGCGUCGUGCGACUACGACACCUCCCAUACUUGCCCCGCCGCCACUGUCGUGGCUAACAACGCGAAAGUGCUCCUCGGCACGGCGGCGGUGAGCACCAUGACCAUCGCGAACCUGCUCCGACCACGGUUCCUGCGGGUCCUGGGAGGGGGAAUGCUGCAGCGCUUUGUAGCCCUGCACCGCCAACCCGAGAAGGGCACGACUUUCGAGAUCAAGCGGACCACAAAACCAUCCGAGGUGACGGCGGCAAUGCAAACUGGGAGAAUCUCCCAGAUUGACGCGGCGACACAGAUCCAGCAAGUGAUCGAAGAGAUUGACCAGGCGAUCGACACGGCGGGGGACGACGCCGCAAAGGCGCUGCUCGAGAGGGAGAAAGAAAAGUGGACGGACUACCUGAAAGGGGGCUUCAAAUAUGUCACUUCAGCGACCGAGUCUGACGGCCUCAGUGGACCAGAGGGGACGAGCGUCACCGGUUCCAUGUCGCUGCUCUGGGCGAAUGUCUCCACGUUCAUCAGUCGGGGUGAGAGCUGCGAUCGCGCAGACGUCACCACCGUGACCGGAAAGGGAGGCGGCACCAAGGCUACCAUUGCCUAUGUCAAGACGGAGGCGGAGUUUGCGGCGUGUCUGAACCUGUUUGUCAUGUUGGCCAUCGCCGUCUCUAUCCCGGCCAUCCCGCUGUGCGAGUUCAUCUACCUCGUCGUGCACGACUCUGUGCUCCGUCGGGAUCGCACCUGGCAAUUUGCGGUCGUCCUGCUCGUCGUCUACCUGCGCAAGAUCGAGGAGUCGGGCGGACGGAUUACACUGGCCAAGGCAACAGAAGAGGUUCACACCGCCGCCAUGUACGAGGAGGCCGAGCGAGUGAUGCCAAAACACUAUCCCGGGGUCGCAUUUUUUCGUACACGCGGGGGGACCCCGCGGGCCGAGGGGCCACCAGCUACGCCACCAUCUACGCCGAGCCCUGCUCCCCGUGUGGGGGGUGCUGGCCCGAGCAGCGUCAAGAAGCCAUACAAUGGCAAGUUCACUCCUGGAGGCAGGACGUGCUCGGCUUUCAACGUGGGUCGCGAGCACCAGGCGAGGGAGCUUUUCGCCGACGGCACCUGCAAAUUCGACCACGUCUGCGACCACUGGGUCAACAACAAGGGCAAGGCGGGGCAGUGCCGCAACAGCGCGGGCACUCCAGGCCACAGUCGUGCUACUUGCGACAACCCCCACGGUUGCGACAAUGCUCUCCCGUGA
Molecule: messenger RNA, 1758 nt
Organism: Emiliania huxleyi CCMP1516
Lineage: Eukaryota; Haptophyta; Isochrysidales; Noelaerhabdaceae
Exons: 1
Coding region: 1-1758 (585 amino acids)
Source: RefSeq, a predicted model, not a curated record